Molecule: messenger RNA, 1250 nt
Organism: Pomacea canaliculata
Lineage: Eukaryota; Metazoa; Mollusca; Gastropoda; Architaenioglossa; Ampullariidae
Exons: 4
Coding region: 207-1028 (273 amino acids)
Source: RefSeq, a predicted model, not a curated record
CACAACUAUUAACAUAUGUUUACACACAUAUUGAUAGAAACAUAAACACAUUUUUUCCUCAGAAAUCCAGCGCAAACACACCCGCGCACUUGGACACACCUUGCGAGUCACAUGACCGAGUUGUGGGGUCCUGUGUCAUGCAGUCAGGUGUGGAGGAUAUAGAAGUGCAGUUACCUGUGUGACACCUGGCUUCCAAGCUCGUCAACAUGGCGUCUGUGAGGCUUCUGUCUACAGUAGUCUUCACCGCUUGUAUAGGUGCGGCUUAUGGAGGUAGUACGUGUAGCUACUACACCUACAGCUACUUUACCAGCAGCUACAGCUACAUAUAUAAAUAUUGCACAUACGACUGCUGUGUCAGUGACUGCUGCACCUACACGUCGUCGGACACCGACAACACCUACACGUCGUCGGACACCGACAACACCUACACGUCGUCGACAAGAAACACCUUCUACAGUGUCACCGUCUGGAUCAUCGUCGGAUGCGUCAUCGCUGGCGUUCUUACCAUCUCGCUGAUCAUCGCCUGCAUCUGCUGCUGCGUCAGAAGACGCGCGACACAGGGUCAAGUGAUUCAGUACAACGCCGCCGCCAACACGGGGCAGGUGUCUGUCGUCAGCUCAGUGAACCAGGCGACAAGUGCCACUGCCACUCCCACAGCUCCCAGUUAUCCCUAUGCAGGGCAAUAUGGCGGACAGGUUGGCGGACAAUAUGGCGGACAGCCUGGUGGACAGUUCUGUGGACAGUCUGAUGGACAGCUUGGCGGACAGCUUGGUGGACAAUAUGGCGGACAGCCUGGAGGACAGUCUGAUGGACUGCUUGGAGGGCAGCCUGGCGGACAGUUUUGUGGACAGUAUGGCGGACUGUUUGGUGGACAAUAUGGCGGACAGCCUGGCGAACAGUUUGGCGGACAGUAUGGAGCCCCAUACCAUGUACAGCCAUUAGCACCACCUUCUUACGACAGUCUACAGGCCCAAGACGGCAACAAGGGGGAGACCAUCGUCUCACAAUCACCUGUUGAAAACCCUUAGAACAGUCAUCUCCCCUUUCGUCAAAACGUCACGUGACCUGUGACUCUGGGUUAUCCACAGUGUCUUUAUGUACAUCGGAAACGAUGACGACAUUGUCUGCAGACGAUUUAGAAAUAGGAAAGCUGAUUGGAAAGUAAAACUUUGUAUGACAGGUACAUGUUGUCAAGUUUUGUGUCAGUUACCUCCCACCUCCUGAAAACAUUGAUGACCUAUUGUGAUGAG